Molecule: messenger RNA, 1400 nt
Organism: Danio aesculapii
Lineage: Eukaryota; Metazoa; Chordata; Actinopteri; Cypriniformes; Danionidae
Product: globoside alpha-1,3-N-acetylgalactosaminyltransferase 1-like
Exons: 7
Coding region: 20-1063 (347 amino acids)
Biological process (GO): carbohydrate metabolic process
Cellular component (GO): Golgi apparatus; membrane; vesicle
Molecular function (GO): hexosyltransferase activity
Source: RefSeq, a predicted model, not a curated record
ACAAAUUAAAACAGGAAUAAUGCCACUGCAGGCAAAUCUUAUUUUCAUCAUUCUUCUGUUUUUUGGGAUGGCAUUGAGUGGGCUCAUUUACCUGAGCACAAACCAGAGAAGCUGCAGUCAGGAGCUCAUAGAACAAGUUUUUGCAACACCAGCGGCAAAACCAAAUAACCUUGAAAGCCAGAGAAGUUUGAGAACAUCGCCAGGGUUUCAGUACAAACAGCCCAGUUUGCUAGCAGGUCGGGCAGAUGUUGUUUCUUUAUCGCCAUGGCUAGCCCCUAUCAUUUGGGAGGGGACCUUCAACCCCACACUGAUUGAUUCUAUCUACAAGCAACAUAACAUCAGCAUUGCCACAACUGUCUUCGCUUUGGGAAAAUACACGCGUUUUCUCAAAGAUCUUCUGGAGUCAGCGGAGGAGCAUUACUUUGUUGGAUUUCGAGUCCAUUAUUACCUGUUCACGGAUCAGCCUGAAGCAGUUCCUGAAGUAAAGAUGGGUGAAAACCAUCGUUUGACAGUCAGAAAGGUCCCAAGUUUGGACCGAUGGCAGGACAUCAGUAUGGGCAGGAUGGAGAUACUGGAAAAACUAAUAGCAAAUGAACUGAUGCAUGAGGCCAACUAUAUAUUCUGUCUUGACGUGGAUACUAAGUUUUAUGGUCGCUGGGGAUCAGAGACUUUGGGUAAUCUGGUAGGAGUUAUUCACCCUUGGUUCUUUGAUUAUCCAAGGGAUUCGUUCACAUAUGAGCGAAGACCGGAGUCUAAAGCGUUCAUUGCAGCUGGGGAAGGUGAUUAUUAUUACACUGCUGCUGCAUUUGGUGGCACAUUAGAGGAAAUCCAUCGUCUCACCAAAACCUGCCGCGAGCAGCUGAACGCUGAUCAUGAAAACUCCAUUGAGGCGAUAUGGCAUGAGGAGUCUCACUUGAACAAGUACUUCCUUUACAACAAACCCACUAAGCUGCUGUCACCUGAGUAUCUGUGGCGGGACAUCAACAUAAGUGCAGGACAAAUAAAAAUAAUUCGCUUCUCUCAUGUGGCUAAAAACAAUGCAGAGGUUCGUCCAAAUGCAUAACAUAUGUUGUGAAUCUGUCAUCCAGCAAAUCUGACAACAGGGACGUUGCAUCUACCACAUAAAACACAGACAUGUACAAACAUUUAUGAACGUAAUGUUUGUAUGUAGCAACAGGAGCUUAUUGAAUGACCACAUAAUUAUUGGUAACUUUGUACAGUACUUCCCAUUGUUAUUGUCCAGUCAAACACAGCCUAGAAUUACUGAGGUCACUUACAACCCUUUGUUUUACCUUUUUGGUUUUAAAAAAGAGAGGUGAGGUAGGAGGUUUAGAAAGCAAACCAGCUAAAGGAAAAUUUGGUCUGAUCUGAACUUGAAAUCAGCUAAAAUUGUCUUUGUA